AUGAGUGCAAAAAGAAAGAGCUACUCCGUGGAGUACAACAAAGGAAUCGUGGAAGACUCUUGGGGCCAAAAUCUUACUGCUUUCUGUAAAGAGAAGAUGUUGAGUAUCCGAUUGGUCCAAAAAUGGCGAGCAGAGUGUGGUAACCUCAUUGAACAAGUGGACAAGGGAAAUGCUGAAAAGUGCAAGUGUGGAUCAGGUCGGCAACCAUUAUUUUCUGAGCUGGAAGACCUGAUCUGUGAAUGGGUUGUUGACAGGAGAGCAAAGGCUUUGGUUGUGAAUAGGGCUCAGAUUCAACAAUUUGCCCUUGCAAUGGCACCACAGUUUGACAUAGCCCCCGAAGACUUCAAAGCAUCACAACACUGGCUGGAUAAUUUCCUUCAGCGAAGUGAACUGUCUUUAAGAAGAUCCACAACAUUGUUUAGGCUGGAAGAUACUCAAGUUACUACCAUACCAUAUACAGUUAACCUCUAUUCCACUAUGUCACUGUUCAACCAAACUACUGAUGACCACCAGACCUUCUUCACACUGACUGGGAUUCCAGGAAUGCCAGAAAAGGAUUUGUGGAUGGCCUUACCCCUCUGUCUUCUGUACAGCACCACGUUUCUGGGCAAUGUCACCAUCCUUAUUGUGAUCAAAGUUGAACAAAGUCUCCAUGAGCCCAUGUAUUAUUUUCUGGCCAUGUUAGCUGCCACUGACCUGAGCCUUUCACUAUCUUCCAUGCCCACCAUGGUCAGUGUCCACUGGUUCAGCUGGCGGUCAAUAACUUUUAAUGCCUGUAUCACCCAGAUGUUCUUCAUCCACACCUUUGGGGGAGUGGAAUCAGGUGUUCUGGUGGCCAUGGCCUUUGAUCGUUUUGUGGCCAUCCGCUUCCCUUUGCACUAUGCUACCAUUCUUACUCAUCGUGUCAUUGGCAAAAUUGGAGCAGCCAUCCUGCUGCGGAGCAUGGGGGCUGUGCUCCCCGUGCCUUUCCUCAUCAAAAGGCUACCGUUCUGCCACUCUAUUGUCCUCUCCCAUGCAUACUGCCUCCAUCAGGAUGCCAUGAGGCUUGCCUGUGCUGACACAAGUGUCAAUAGUAUCUAUGGCCUGUUGGCGGUGAUCUUCAUUAUUGCAUUUGAUGCCUUGAUCAUUUUAGUCUCCUACAUUCUAAUCCUCCAGGCAGUAUUGGGCAUUGCUUCCCGGGAAGAGAGGUUCAAGGCUAUCAACACCUGUCUCUCUCACAUCUGUGCAGUGCUGCUUUUCUAUGUGCCUCUCAUUGGCAUGGCCUUGAUUCAUCGCUAUGGGAAGCAUCUAUCACCAGUAACACACACAUCCAUGGCCAAUGUCUACCUGCUGCUCCCUCCUGUGCUCAAUCCCAUUGUGUACAGUGUCAGGACCAAGCAGAUUCGAUGGCGCAUCAUCCGGGUGUUCUGUGGGGGCAAGGUUGGCCCUUAA
Nycticebus coucang (slow loris) is the source of this 1431-nucleotide messenger RNA. Its product is annotated as olfactory receptor 51H1-like. NCBI's taxonomy places the organism in Eukaryota, Metazoa, Chordata, Mammalia, Primates, Lorisidae. Gene Ontology annotation, molecular function: olfactory receptor activity; G protein-coupled receptor activity. The transcript has 2 exons. Gene Ontology annotation, cellular component: membrane. The record is from RefSeq and is a predicted model, not a curated record. Gene Ontology annotation, biological process: G protein-coupled receptor signaling pathway. The coding region runs from base 1 to 1431 and encodes 476 amino acids.